AUGGCGGACUCUAUCAGUGCAAAGAGGGCAAAGAGAUCGAUCCAGGAUGAUGUCUCCGACGACGACGACGCCGCCGCCGCAAGAGAAGCCUUCAAGAAUAUGAACGACUCUACCCGGCCAGAGAAAUUUAAGGAUUUUGUCGAACGCAGGGAAAAAUUGAAAGAGAUACAUGCUGACAUUGUCAAGGAGGAACACCUGUUUGUUGAGGAGAGAAAGAAAUGGGUGGCGGAUAACCGGAAUCUCUAUAGUGACAUGAAUCAGUUUUUUGUCGAAAGAUGUCAAUGGGAAACUGAGUUUAAGGAAAACCACUUAAAGCCUCUCUAUGAAGAGAGAUGUAAUGUUGCUAAAGGAAUCCCUAGCUUUUGGCAUACUGCAAUGAUUGCUAACAAGAUGGUUUCUAAGCAGAUUGCAGAGAAAGAUAAGGAGGCUCUGAACUUUCUGAAUGAUAUCGAGUCCCGUAGGACAGCAGAUUUGAAAGGAUUUGAGCUGGAGUUCACCUUUGACGAUCGUAAUCCUUAUUUUAAGAAUAAGGUCUUGACUAAAAAGUAUGAGGUGAAGGAUGACAACCAGUCUGUUUCAUUGAAGGCAUUAGGGACUAAAAUAGACUGGUAUCCUUCUCAAAACUUAGCACAGGGUAAAAGCAGUGAAAGUUUCUUCAAGUUCUUUAAUUCAUAUGCUUCUCUCGAUCCUCUUUCUUUUGACAAAGAAGCUGAUGAACUCAAAGGCGACAUUCCGAUGGAUUAUGUAAUUGGGUAGAUGAAUAUUUUCUUUUGCAUUAGAUGUCUAAUCCUCACAGUAAAUCAAUAAAGUGACUUGAAUGCUUACUUUUUCGUUAGAUGCUUAAGCCCUGAAAAUUGUUUAAGGAUGAGAAUCUUUAUGAUGUACGUAUAUUUAUUGUUAUCUGAAUGACAUAUUGCUGUUAUGAUUUGUAGAACCAAGGUUCGAGACAAGAUCAUUCCGCAUGCUAUAUCAUGGUAUAAAUUUGCAGAGAAGGAUGAUAGUGAUUAUGAUGAUAGUGAUGGCGAAUGUGAGCGUUGCUCAAGGUGGUAGAUAUGGAAGAGUCGUAGAGGCUUCUUGAGAGAGUCCUUCUCCUUCAUUUUUUGGCAUGCUGACGUAAGUCACUUGGUUGAUUCUUCUACUUUUGUAAAUCGAGUUUCACGAAUCAUUCAUGGAAUUACUUUUGUUGAUCUUGUGAUCAGGCCAUACUCUAGGGCUUGGGUUCAUGUUUAUCUUUUCAUUACCAAUUAUUUCAAUCAUGGCUUAAAGCUUAUGUUUUCAUGUUUAGCCCAAUCAUGGC
Molecule: messenger RNA, 1297 nt
Organism: Rosa rugosa (rugosa rose)
Lineage: Eukaryota; Viridiplantae; Streptophyta; Magnoliopsida; Rosales; Rosaceae
Product: nucleosome assembly protein 1;1-like
Exons: 11
Coding region: 1-756 (251 amino acids)
Biological process (GO): nucleosome assembly
Cellular component (GO): nucleus; chromatin
Molecular function (GO): chromatin binding; histone binding
Source: RefSeq, a predicted model, not a curated record